AUAUAUAUACAAAUAUAUAAUUAUAAAUAUCCCCUAAAAUAUAAGCUAAUUAUAAUUCGGUUGUACGUAUAAUUGAUCAAGAUUAAUAAGAAAAACUUUGGGAAAUAUUUAUGAUGAUCGGACCGUCGUCGGGAACGAGUGGCGGGAUGCCAAAUCGAGAGACAACCGAAUCGUCGGUUGUGAGAGCCAAAAGAAAGUUCUUCGACGAUUUGGACCUGGAUCAUUUUUGCGACGACAGCUGCCAAAGCUGUAAUAAACGUUAUCAUUUAACCGAACUGUCUUCGAACGGCAUUCAGGGUAUUUACGGGGGUUCUUCGUCGACAAUUUCAAGCGAAAAAUCAGUAUCCCCGUCCGUAACAUACGUGCCGAACGCAGGUAUCUCACCGAUGUCGUCAGAAGAAAUUUCUAGCUCCGGUUCGAUGGCGAGACUUGAGGUUUUGGUGGUCGACGGUAACUGGGACGAAUCGAGUAUGAGCACAAACUUGACAAGUUUGUCCAGCCACCAUUCAAACGUUAUAAAUUCGUCCGUUCUCUCCGACAUCCAAUCACUGCAGGAUAAUUACGGGACGAUGCCUAAUUGGAACACGGUGAACGCACCAAGUGCGAACAACGUUAAUCAGACGCCCGAAGUAUUCGUACCCCAGAAUAUGCAGCCUGCCGAGGAUCAGGAAAAUGGGAAUUUGUCCUGGCUACUGGAUUUUAAACUCGACUCACUGAUCGAGGUACCAGAAGAAAAAUUAUCGGAUCUUGGCUCGCGAGAGAAUGAAAAUGGUGUGUCGAACGUCUGCAGCAAUAGAUUUACGGCGAACAAGAUGAGCACCGGAUCGCCGUCGUCGUCGGGUUCGGUGUCUAGCUUCGUGCACGAGAUCAGAAGACCCUACACUCACGCCGGGCUUUCCUCCGGGUCCGGAAAUUUGCACGGACAUGUACAAAAUGAAACAAAAUCAUCGUCGCCCAACAAUUACAACGCGGUAAAUGAAGCUCGAAAUUUGGGAACGGGUCGUUAUGGUGGUCCGAAGAAACCGCCUUUUACCUACACCGAACUGAUAGAGCACGCAUUACAAGAACGGGGAGAACUGACGGUCUCUGCGAUCUAUCAAUGGAUUUCAGAACAUUUCCCUUACUACAAAAGCAACGAUGAUCGUUGGAAGAAUUCUGUGCGGCACAAUUUAUCGAUAAAUCCUCAUUUCCGUAAAGGGUCGAAAGCACCUCACGGAGCCGGCCACCUCUGGGCAAUAGCUAAUCGAGGAGAGACAAGACCUCGACAAAUAACACCGACGAGUGGCGGUACUUUGACGCGGCAAUUCGUAGCGAAAAACGAGCAAGACAAUAGUUAUCGAAAAAGCAGCAAUAAUUUACGGUCUCAGCUGAUCAAUCAGGUUGUUACAAUGGACGAGAUUGCGGCUGCGACAGCAAGUAUUCAGCAACCCGAAGAAACUAGCGAAGUAAUUAACACUGUCACUCUGGAGCAUUGCGCUGAGCAAAUACUUAGCGGGAUAAAAAGGGAAGUUGAGGUGCAAUACCUUGUGCCUAUGGUUAUACCGAAUAACGGGGAACACAAUCCUAUUCAACAAAAUCAGCAGAAUGGUCAAUUGGAGCAACACUAUCACCUCAAAGAAACAGACUUUUUAAACCCGGUAUCGAAAGAAGUGGUGGCAGAAGAGUGUGGGCUAAUUGGCGAGGGUUAUCUGGUAACGGACUUGAAUCCAACAACUCUAGGGCUGAAUAUGGUGGAAUCAGAAACCAUUACGCCAGAGAAUCUUUUCGGUGAAGAACUGAGCUUCCAGUUUUACGAAUUAACAUCGCCGUCACAGCUGCAGUCAGCCUGACACACAGAGAAGGGAAAAAUCCGUAUAAUUUUUCUGGAAGAAUCGUGGAUCCAGGACGUUCAAAUGGUGGAUAACUUUGAUACUGGUUUGUCCUUGAAACAAGGGGAUCUCUCGGUAACUCCAAAUUCUGAACUCAAGGAUUUAACUGCCUGCACAGACAUAGCGGAUAAUCAAAACACAAUGUGCAUUUUAAACAAUAAGAGCUGAUCGUCAAGUAUCCUCAAUUCACUUUACUUUACCUCUGGCGCAAACAACGGUCUGUUAUUUAUUUAAAUAUUUAAUAUCAUAGCUGAUUUGUAAAGUAUGUUAAUCAGCUUAUUUCCAUUCUCAUUCGUAGCCAAACCAAUGCGUCGUACAGUGCCUGGAUGUGUCUUGAAACAUAAUUUAUUAUUAAAUAUUACUAUGAUGGUUUCUCCUAGUCCCUACAAAAAACUGUGUGUAAUGUUUUUGUAUUA
Messenger RNA from Diprion similis, 2284 nucleotides. RefSeq lists its product as uncharacterized. Gene Ontology annotation, molecular function: cis-regulatory region sequence-specific DNA binding; DNA-binding transcription factor activity. The coding region runs from base 111 to 1829 and encodes 572 amino acids. Gene Ontology annotation, biological process: regulation of DNA-templated transcription. Gene Ontology annotation, cellular component: nucleus. The transcript has 5 exons. NCBI's taxonomy places the organism in Eukaryota, Metazoa, Arthropoda, Insecta, Hymenoptera, Diprionidae. The record is from RefSeq and is a predicted model, not a curated record.